GAACGCCUUUUACCGGAAAUCAACGAGGCGCCUGCCAGCCCCGUGAGUGAUGUUGUUGCUGUUCACAGGAGUUACUACACUGACUAAAAACUACCCCCAGUUCAAACUGUGCGCAGGUUUAUCCGUCAACAAGCUGUAAACUCCUCUCGCAGGUGAAAAUGCUGUGGACAGUCGACAUGUUGGACUAGCUGCCCCCCAGACCCCCCUGGGCAGCAGCUCGGAGCCGUCUGGUCGUGGCAACGAGCGAGCAGUAUGGAGUACAGAGGGAGUCCGGUUGGACUGGAAGCCCGUCCCAACACUGUGCAGCACCACACACUGAGACACGAGAGGAGCCUCUGGAUGCUCACCACCAAGUUUGUUAGUUUACUACAGGAAGCCCAGGAUGGUGUACUGGAUCUGAAAGAAGCUGUCAGCGUCCUGGCUGUCAGACAGAAAAGGCGCAUCUAUGACAUCACCAAUGUGUUGGAGGGCAUUGGCCUGAUUGAGAAAAAAUCCAAAAACAGUGUACAGUGGAAGGGUGUAGGGCCAGGAAGUAACACACAAGAGAUUGCCAAGAAGCUGACAGGCUUGAAGUCUGAGCUGGAGGAACUAGAGCAGAAGGAAAGCGUGUUGGACCUGCAGAAAGUUUGGAUUGAACAGAGCAUCAAGAACACAACUGAAGACUUCAAAAAUAGCCCUUUUGUAUAUGUGAACCACGAGGAUAUCUGCAACUGCUUCAAUGGUAACACCCUCUUGGCAGUACGGGCGCCAUUUGGUACACAGUUAGAUGUCCCCAUACAAAAAGCUGUGCAGCACGGUGAAGCGAAGUAUCAGAUCCAUCUGAAAAGCACCAACGGGCCCAUUGACGUUCUGCUUAUCAACAGAGACCCUGUUAGCUCUGCUCCUGUGGUGCUGCCGGUCCCACCACCUGAGGAGAUUCUGCAGAGCGCCAGAUCAGCCGCGUCCUCUGCAAAGCAAACAGAGCACAGCGCCACCGCUAAUGUGGCGUCGGUCAAUACCAACCAGACUGCUGACCAACCUAGCACUAAGUCGAAGCGAACAGCUUCAGUGGACAGCCAUCCUCUUCAGGCACCACCGUGUAUCAGUGCUGAAUCUAACAGAAGUGAUGUGUCUGAAUUGCUGAGUUUAUCAAAAGACCUGGCAGACAUUCUUGACCCAACCAAAGAAAUUAUGAAUGCAGACCUGAUAACAGAGCUUAUGGCUUCUGAGGUUUUCUCUCCACUCCUACGGCUGUCUCCUCCUACAACUGAAUGUGACUACAUGUAUAAUCUGGAUGACAGCGAGGGCCUCUGUGACCUAUUUGACAUCCCUGUCCUCAAUAUUUGAUGUUGGACUCCUGCCUGGUGACAAGGUGGAGAGAAAAUGGAGGAGGGAAUCUGGAAAGCUCAAGAAGACUAGUGAAUGAACGUGUUACUGCCUUUGGUGGAAUGAAUGAAGCAAACUGACAUUUUCUUUCUUUAUUCUUUUUUAUUUUUUUUGUGUAUGGCUUAUUUGUGUUCUAGAAUAAAGUCUUUUUUAAAUCUC
This is a messenger RNA of Myripristis murdjan (pinecone soldierfish), 1524 nucleotides long. Its product is annotated as transcription factor E2F4-like. Gene Ontology annotation, cellular component: RNA polymerase II transcription regulator complex. Gene Ontology annotation, molecular function: RNA polymerase II cis-regulatory region sequence-specific DNA binding; DNA-binding transcription factor activity, RNA polymerase II-specific; protein dimerization activity. Gene Ontology annotation, biological process: regulation of transcription by RNA polymerase II. Lineage: Eukaryota; Metazoa; Chordata; Actinopteri; Holocentriformes; Holocentridae. The record is from RefSeq and is a predicted model, not a curated record. The coding region runs from base 253 to 1326 and encodes 357 amino acids. The transcript is spliced from 11 exons.